CAUUCAGCUAUUGGGUUGCCACGCCUUAACUUACUCCAAUUCAUAAUGUCCUCUCCACCCCCUCGCACUCAUAUCCUCCCUGUCUAAUGUAACGCUGUAUCCUGUGUAUAGUGUGUGUAUGGUAUAUUCUGCAUCCGCUUCCAAAAUUCGCAAGGGAAUUUUCCAUUAUUCGUCAAAUUCGACUACAAUACGACUGUACAAAAGUACAAAGCUUUCAGUAGCUACUAUAGUGCGAUUAUAUUUCUGAGAAACGCUACGUAUCGAGCAAAACUUUCGUACGUGAACAAUAUGCUGAUCGAAGCGGAAUAUCUUUAACUGAAGUAACCUUUUUUUCGUGGACAUAUAUUCUUUGUAUCGUAUUCUGUCAUUUUUAACGCGACGUCCAUUAGUCUUGAAAUUGAGCCGAAUUGCUCGGAAUUUUGUAAAGAGAAACACAGGGUGAAUUUGUUAGAUACAUUCGGCAUGUCGAGCGAGAGCGUAAAAACAUUUGCAAGUCUUGAGACACCUGGAUAUGUGGGGUUUGCAAAUUUACCUAAUCAAGUCCAUCGGAAAUCUGUGAAAAAAGGUUUUGAGUUUACACUUAUGGUUGUUGGAGAAUCUGGUCUUGGAAAAUCCACUUUGGUAAAUAGUUUGUUCCUUACGGAUUUGUAUCCUGAACGAAUAAUUCCUGAUGCAGUGGAGAAAACCAAUCAAACUGUCAAACUUGAUGCUUCAACAGUCGAGAUUGAAGAAAGAGGUGUUAAACUUAGAUUAACAGUUGUUGAUACACCUGGUUAUGGAGAUGCAAUCGACAACACAGAUAGUUUUAGAGCUAUCAUUCAAUACAUAGAUGAUCAAUUUGAAAGAUUUCUUCGUGACGAAAGUGGCUUAAACAGAAGGAACAUUGUAGAUAACAGAAUACAUUGUUGUUUUUAUUUUAUUUCCCCAUUUGGCCAUGGAUUGAAGCCAUUAGACAUUGAAUUUAUGAAGCAACUUCAUAACAAAGUUAAUAUAGUACCUGUAAUAGCAAAAGCUGAUGUACUUACCAAAAAGGAAGUCCUGCGUCUGAAAAAAAGAGUUAUGGAAGAGAUUGAAGGCAGUGGAAUCAAAAUAUAUCCUUUACCAGACUGUGAUAGUGAUGAGGAUGAGGAUUACAAAGAACAAGUACGUCAAUUAAAAGAGGCUGUUCCAUUUGCAGUAUGUGGUGCAAAUAGUUUAAUUGAGGUCAAAGGAAAAAGAGUACGAGGUCGAGUGUAUUCGUGGGGUGUUGUUGAAGUGGAAAAUCCCGAUCAUUGCGAUUUCAUCAAAUUAAGGACGAUGCUUAUUACACAUAUGCAAGAUUUACAGGAAGUAACGCAAGAGGUACAUUAUGAAAAUUACCGUAGCGAAAGAUUGGCAAAGGGAGCUCCAGUACCGCCUCGACGUCAAACCCUUGCUGAAUCCGACAAGAACAGCACGGUGUCAGAAAAGGAUCGCAUUUUGCAAGAAAAGGAAGCAGAAAUACGACAUAUGCAGGAAUUGCUGGCUGUGAUGCAAGCACAGAUGCAACAACAACAACCUUGAUCAAACAUGCAUUUCUAUACUGAUAUGUGAAGAAAGUGACUUUUCACUGUUACGAGUGCCAAAAAGAUUUAUAAAACUUUUUUAGUAACUUACAUGAUCAAGGUAUUGAUUUGGUAUUAUUUUUCUAGAUUUAUCUUCAUAAGAAUAAUCUCAUUUUGAUAUACACAUUACGCGUUUUAUAGACAUUUCAUAAGAAUAUAAAAAAUAAUGGAAUCUCUCUUUGAUAUAACUUUUCCAGAAUUGUGUGCAUUGUAUGAAAGAAAGAAUUCUUGAUAUUUAUUAGCUAUCAAUGUCCUGUUCAGAACAAAUAACAAAAUCGAUUUGAAAUUGUAACAGUAUGAAACGAAUGUUUGCAUAUAUAAGGUUGGCAGGAAAAACACUUUAAUAGCUUAUUCUUAUCAAUCUGUCUUAACAAAAUUUAUUUGGAUACUUGAAGAAUUGCACUAUUUAUAAAAUCUUAAAAACUGGGAAUCUAUUUGUAAAAUUUGGGUCUGCACAGUUUAUUAAUUUCUUAUAUGACUUUUGUUUUAUUCUUUUUUAAUUGAUGGCACUGUUCAAAAUUUUAUUCAUAUCAUAAAUUUAUGCUUAUGUGUAAUAAGGAGAUUUAAAAAAGAUUUUAUUAAAAGGAAACAUAAAACAAGACCAAUGAUCAAGAUUGCAAAAUUAAGAUUAUGAAUGCAAGUGUCUAGUAUAUAAAAUAUGACUAAGAGUUUUAAUAACUUUAUUUACAAUAUUUUCAGAUGUGGGAAGGAGAGCAUUUUUCUAUACUUUAACUAUAUAUCUUUUAUUGAAAGAAAAAAAAUAUCAAACAUUCUAUAUAUGUAUAUAUAACAUAGUAAGAAUUUUAUCUCAGGUAAAAAAUAAUUAUGUAAUGAAACGAAAAAAAAACAGAAUGUGAAAAGUGCCUUGCAAUUUUUGUCACUAUCAUGGUUUUAAUAUUAACAUAUAAACACAUACAUAAGGAAUGAAAAUUUUUUUAUAUUGCAUAAAUAUGUAAUUUAUUUGUUGGAAACCAUGAAUGAUUUGUUAUAGAUACUUGCAGAAUAAGAAAAAAAAAAUCAUUAUUUCCAUAAUUGAGCAAUAUAUUCAUAAUAAAUAUUUUAUGAUAAGACAUAUACCGUGCUAAUAUUAAAUAAGGAAUCUCCAUAUUGAUGUAAAAACUUAUUAACAUUGAUCUAAGUUUUAAAAGGUUGACACAGCUCUCAAAAACAGUUCUGUCAAAUCAUAGAAAUAUGUUGAAAUAUUUCACCUUUUUAUUUCAAGUGAGGCAAUCUUGUACUGUUUAAUUAUUAAGAUUAACUGAUCUAGAAACAAAGAAGUAUAAAUGUGCAAAACCACUUUGAGAAGAAUCCAAAGUUAAUUUUAAAUAUAUUUAUAUACUUAAUCUAUAUAUAUUUUGUUUCUUGGUUGAAUAUUUUUAACUUUUUUUUUUUAAGUUCUUGUACGAAUCACAUAAAACAUAUGUGAAUAAUAAAGAGAAAGAAGAUAGAUGUAUUUCUAGAUAUCCAUAUUAUCAGUAUGUCGAUAGAAGUAAAAAACAUAAUGUUUAAGAUGAAUGUGACUUAAGGUUUUGUAAUCUUCUAUGUGUAUUGCAUAUAAGUGUUAUGCAAAUUGUUUCAUACAAUAUAAACAACGAAACAUGUGAAA
Messenger RNA from Formica exsecta, 3189 nucleotides. RefSeq names its product septin-1 (gene Septin1). Gene Ontology annotation, cellular component: septin ring; septin complex; synaptic vesicle. The record is from RefSeq and is a predicted model, not a curated record. NCBI's taxonomy places the organism in Eukaryota, Metazoa, Arthropoda, Insecta, Hymenoptera, Formicidae. Gene Ontology annotation, biological process: cytoskeleton-dependent cytokinesis; cell division; regulation of exocytosis. Gene Ontology annotation, molecular function: GTP binding; molecular adaptor activity; GTPase activity. The transcript is spliced from 6 exons. The coding region runs from base 463 to 1542 and encodes 359 amino acids.